Molecule: messenger RNA, 5226 nt
Organism: Elephantulus edwardii (Cape elephant shrew)
Lineage: Eukaryota; Metazoa; Chordata; Mammalia; Macroscelidea; Macroscelididae
Gene: SIGLEC1
Product: sialic acid binding Ig-like lectin 1, sialoadhesin
Exons: 21
Coding region: 1-5226 (1741 amino acids)
Source: RefSeq, a predicted model, not a curated record
AUGGGCCUUCUGCUCCAGCUUCUCCUCCUGGCCUUGCUCUUCCUGCCAGGCCAGGCCUCCUGGGGCGUCUCCAGCCCUCAGGAGGUACUCGGAGUGAAGGGCUCCUGCCUGGUCAUCCCCUGUGUCUUCAAUUUCCCCUCUGACGUGACAGUGCCUGGUGGCAUCACGGCCAUCUGGUACUACGAUUACACGGGAUCACGGCAGGUGGUGAGCCACUCAGAGAAUCCCUCGCUGGUGGAGGGGCGCUUCCGCGGCCGCGCCCAGCUAGUAGGGAGACCCGAGAACAAGGUGUGCAACCUGCUGCUGCAGGACCUGCGGCCCUCAGACUCGGGCACCUUCAACUUCCGCUUCGAGAUCAGCGAGGGCAACCGCUGGUCAGAUAUGCGCGGCACCAAGGUCACAGUGACAGAGGAGCCCCUCAUGCCCACCAUCACUGCCCCAGCCAUGCUGCGUGAGGGCAUGGACGUGAACUUCAACUGCUCCACUCCCUACGUGUGCCUGAAAGAGCCUGUCCUCUUGGAGUGGCACGGCCAGGACCCGGCUCACUCCGUCACCACCCCUCUCCAGAGGGUGGAACCCACUGGCAUCAGCCACCUGGCGACCCUUCACACGGCACUGUCCUGGCAGGACCACGGCCGGACCUUGCGUUGCCAGGUGUCCAUGGCUGGUCGCAAAGCGCAGCAGGAGCUGCACCUCCAAGUGCAGUAUGUCCCCCGAGGUGUGGAGAUCCUCCUCAGCCCCUCAGACCAGAACAUCCUCCAAGGUGACAUGGUCACUCUCACGUGCCGGGUGAAUAGCAGCUACCCGGAGGUCAGGUCCGUGCUGUGGGUCAAGGAUGGGGAGCCACUCACAACCAAAAGUCCUGUGCUGCGGUUGCCCCAAGCAACCUGGGCCGAUGCCGGCAUCUACACCUGCCAAGUGGAGAAUGCAGUGGGCUCCGUCACCUCACCGCCCGUCAGCCUUCAUGUUUUCAUGGCUGAGAUCCAGGUGAGCCCAGCAGGUCCCAUCCUGGAGAAUCAGACGGUGACACUGACCUGCAGCACACCCACCGGGGCGAGAAGCGAGGUCCAAUACAGCUGGUACAAGAAUCAGCUGCUGCUGGAGGGUGCCCACGCCAGCACUCUCCAGCUGGGCCCGACCACCGGCACCGACACGGGCUUCUACUUCUGUGAGGUGCAGAACACGCUUGGCACCGAGCGCUCGAGACCUGUCAGCGUGGUGGUCAACUACCCACCCCACACCCCGGACCUGAAAACAUUCCUCGAGACGCAGAAGGGGCUGGUGGGCAUCCUCCACUGCUCCGUGCUCAGUGAGCCCCUGGCCACCCUGGUGUUGUCCCAUGGGAACCUCACCCUGGCCUCCUCCUCCAGCAUGGGCGACUACAGCCCACGCUUCCGGGUCUCCUUGGCUCCCAACUCCCUGCGCCUGGAGAUUCGAGACCUGGAACCAGCUGACAGUGGGAAGUACACGUGCUCGGCCACCAACUCCCUCGGAAGCUCUUCCUCCAGCCUGGACUUCCACGCCAAUGCUGCUCGUCUCUUCAUCAGCCCGGCAGCAGAGGUGGUGGAAGGGCAGGCGGUGACGCUGACCUGUCGGACUGGCCUGAGCGCUGACGCCCGCGUCUCCUGGUACCGUAACGGAGCUCUGCUUCUUCAGGGCCCCAGCAGCCUCCUGCUCCCCGCGGCCUCCAGUUCCGACUCUGGCUCCUACUACUGCCGGGCCCAGGACGGCCACCAAGCCAGCGGGCCCUCGUCACCUGCUGCCCUCACUGUUCUCUAUGCCCCACGCAAGCCCAUUCUCACCACCCGGCUAGACCCCGGUACCUCCGGAACCGGGACUGGACGCCACGGUGUGCUUGUGUGCCGAGUGGACAGCGACCCUCCGGCCCAGCUGCGGCUGCUCCAUCGGGACCACUUAGUGGCCUCUUCUCUGCCCUUGGAUGGGACCCUCUCCCAGCGCAUAAAGGUCACGAGAGCCCCCAACUUGCUGAGUGUAGAGAUUGCAGAGCCAGUGCUGGAGGACGAGGGCAAGUACCUGUGUGUGGCCAGCAACACACUGGGCAACGUCUCCACCUCGGGGACCUUCAACGGCCAAGCUACUGUCCUGGUCAUCUCGCCCUCGGACACGCUGCGGGAGGGCUCAGCAGCCAACCUGACUUGUAGCGUGAGCAGAGAGGCCGCUGGAAGCCCUGCCAACUUCUCCUGGUUCCGGGAUGGAGUGCUAUGGACCCAGGGUCCACUGGAGACUGUGAGCCUGAUGCCCGUGGCCCGGACCGAUGCUGCCCGCUACACCUGCUGCAUCCUCACCGGGGCCGAGGCCCACCUCUCUGCUCCUGUGGUCCUGAGCGUAGUCUAUCCCCCGGACCCUCCAAAGCUCUCAGCCCUCCUGGACGUGGGCCAGGGCCAUGUGGCUGUGUUCAUGUGCACAGUGGACAGCCGCCCCCCAGCCCAGCUGGCCCUAUUCCAUGGAGAACACCUCCUGGCUACUAGCCCAGGGUCCCAGCUCCCACUCCAUGGCCGGCUCCAGGCCAAGUCCACGGCCAACUCCCUGCAGCUGGAGAUCAGAGAACUGGGCCUGGAAGACUCUGGCAGCUACCACUGUGAGGCCACAAACAAUUAUGGAUCAGUCAACACCUCACUCUUCUUCCAGGUCCGAGGAGCCUGGGUCCAGGUGUCACCAUCACCUGAGGUCCGGGAGGGUGAGGAGGUGGUUCUGAGCUGCCAGGUACCCACGGGGGUCCCAGAAGGGACCUCAUACCACUGGUAUCGGAAUGGCCAGCUGCUCCAGGAGCCGACGUCAGCCAGGCUGCACUUUGCAGCAAUUGCUGUAAAGCAGGCUGGAGCCUAUCACUGCCAGGCCCAGGCCCCGGGCUCAGCCACCACCAGCCUGGCCGCCCCCGUCAACCUCCACGUGUCCUACGCACCUCGCCAGGCCACACUCACAACACUGAUGGACACGGGGCCCAGGCGGCUGGGCCUCCUCCUGUGCCAUGUGGACAGUGACCCUGUGGCCCGGCUGCAGCUGCGCCAUGGGGACCAGCUUGUGGCUUCCACCUCACAGGGUUUGGGGGAACUUGCGGGCAGUUCUCCCCGGCUACAGGUGACUGUGGCACCCAAUGCCUUGCGCCUGGAGAUCCAGGGUGCAGAACUGGAGGAUGAGGGGGUCUACACCUGUGACGCCGUCAACACGCUGGGUCGGACUUCAACCUCGACCACCUUUGAUGCCCAGGCUGUGAGUGUGCAGGUGUGGCCUGAGGCCACGGUGCACGAGGGGCAGCCUGUGAACCUCACCUGCCUGGUAUGGACACACCUGACCCAGCUCACCUACACCUGGUACCAGAAUGGGCAGCAGCGCCCUGGUGCCCGUUCCAUCCUCCUGCCCAAUGUCACGGUCACAGAUGCUGCCUCCUACCGCUGUGGCGUGGAGACCCCUGGCCAGGCACUCCGCCUCUCCCGGCCCAUCUCCUUGGACGUUCUCUAUGCACCCCGUGGACUGCGCCUCACCUACCUCCUGGAGAGCCACAGAGGGCAGCUGGCCCUGCUCCUGUGCACGGUGGACAGUCAGCCGCCUGCCCAGCUGGCCCUCAGCCAUGCCGGUCGUAUCCUGGCCUCUUCGACCACAGCCUCCACCCCCAACACCCUGCGCCUGGAGCUGCUAGACCCUCGGCCCAGUGAUGAGGGUCUCUACAGCUGUUCUGCCCGCAGCCCUCUGGGCCAGGCAAACACCUCCCUGGAGCUGCGGUUGGAGGGGGUGCGGGUGACCCUGGCUCCAACGGCCUCUGUACCUGAGGGCACCUCCGUGACAGUGACCUGUGAUGAUCCCGCUGCUCGCCCACCAACCCUCUAUGUCUGGUUCCACAAUGGACGCUGGCUGCAGGAGGGACCAGCCACUUCCCUGGCGUUCCCGGUGGCUACUCGGGCCCAUGCGGGCUCCUACUCCUGCCAGGCCCAGGAUGUCCAGGGCACACGCAGUUCCCGGCCCACUGCUCUGCGAGUCCUCUAUGCCCCCCGCAAUGCCAUCUUGUCUUUUACCCGGGACUCUCGGACCAGCCCUUCGACCCUGGUGCAAUGCACUGUGGACAGCGAGCCGCCUGCCGAGCUGGCCCUGUCGCACGGUGACCACGUGAUUGCUACCAGCCAGGGAGCCCAUGGCUCUGCAUCAGGGACAGGAUCUGUCCAGGUGGCCCGCAAUGCCCUGCGAGUACCAGUACAAGACGUGGCAGCAGGGGAUGGGAACACCUAUGUUUGUGCAGCCAGGAACCCCCUGGGCUCGGUCAGCACCUCUGGGCAGCUGCGGGCCGAAGGUGUUCACGUGGUCGCGGAGCCAGGCCUGGACCUGCAGGAGGGCAAAAUGCUGAACUUGACCUGCCGCCUGCCUGACGGCCACGGGCCACUGGACAACACCACCUUCGCCUGGUUCUGGAAUGGCCGGCAGCUCCCUGUGGAUCCUGAGCCCACACUCCCCUUCACUGCGGUGGGCCGCGCCCAGGCUGGGAUGUACCAGUGCCAGGCCACGCUCCCCUCGGGGACAGCCACCUCUGCCCCUGUCGUGCUCCGUGUCCUCUACCCCCCUGAGACGCCCACCAUGACAGUCUUUGUUGAGCCAGAGAGCGGCCUCCAGGGCAUCCUGGACUGCCGAGUGGACAGCGAGCCUCGCGCCAGCCUGACCCUCUACCUUGGCAGCCGGUUGGUGGCAUCUACCCAGGCCCGGGGCAUCCCAGCAGAGCCACACAUCCAUGUCUCCAUCUCCCCCAAUGCCCUGCGGGUGAACAUGGUGGAACUGAGGCCCAGUGACCAGGGGGAGUAUGUGUGUUCUGCCUCCAACACCCUGGGCUCAGCGUCAGCCUCCACUUACUUUGGAACUAGAGCCCUGGACCGUCUCCAUCUGUUCCAGCAGCUGCUCUGGGUCCUGGGUGGUCUGGCAGGCCUCCUGUUCCUACUCUUGAGUUUGGGGGCCUGCUAUGCCUGGAGAAACAGGAGCUUUUACAAGAAGAGCCCGGGCCAGAACUCGGUGGAGAUGGCUUUUCAGAAGGAGACCACACAGUGGUCCAGAGGAUCAAGCUGGCUUCCAGGGGUACUCACGGGGUCGCGUGGGGGUGCCCCACAGCUUGGGGUGGUGAUCGGCCACAGUGCAGGGCGUGGUGUGGACUCCGGAGGGGCGCGGGUCCGGCAGGCGGGCUCCCCGAGGCGUGGGGUGGCCGCUGUCCAGCCCGGGGCGGGGCUGUGA